AGAGAGGGACUUAACAUUGUCGUUCUUCUUCGCCGCGCCAUAAACCACCGGAUCAGACCAGGAGAACCUCCCUGAGUACUUCGCCGGAAGUUGACGGAAAGCUUCGCCGGGAUUCUAAGCCGAUUCAAGUCCUAUUCCACCUCGCGACCCAAUCCUUGAGCAGGCAAACCAUGGUGGAACCAAAGCCUGUUAUAGGGCUAACGUGGGAGCCGAAGCUGCCCGGACUUCCAGUCCCUGCCGACAAGCAUAAGCUCCACCAUUCCAAGCCCCCUGAAACUACUAGCUCCGCCCUUUACAUGCCUCGUUCGGAGCUGGUCGAUGGUCUCUUUGUGCCACCUAUAGAUCCCAAAAAGCUUAGGAUUUUACGCCGCAAAGAGGUCAAAGACACCACUGGGAAGAACUGGUUUGACAUGCCUGCUCCGACUCUUACUCCGGAGCUAAAACAUGAUCUUGAGAUAUUGAAGAUGAGAGAUGCUUUAGAUCCAAAGAAGCACUAUAAAAAAGGCGCUUCAAAAUCUAAAGCACUUCCCAAGUAUUUCCAGGUGGGUGUUGUGAUAGAGCCAGCAUCAGAAUUCUAUUCCAGUAGACUUACCAAGAAGGAGAGGAAGGCAACCCUUGCAGAUGAACUGGUUUCUGAUGCCCACCUUGCGGAAUAUAGGAAGCGCAAGGUUAGGGAGAUUGAAGCACAAAGGCGGCCCCAUGUUGUUGCUAAGUGGAAGCACAAAGGCAAGCAGUCGGGGAGGCAUACAAAGCCAAAGCGGCAUUGAUCAGACCGAACCUUUGCUGGUCAUCUCUGAUGAGCUUAAACUUCAUGGCUUUGAUUUAAACUGGACAAGUUAUAUAGAACUUGUUUUGCCUAUGGCUUCUGUUAUGAUGUGCCCUAACUUCACAUCAAACAGGUGAAUUUUGUCUCUAAAAAAAUACUUAGGAGUUUGUUUUAGUUGUACUGUUGUAUUAACUCCAUUUAUUAGACACUUGAUAUGUUUUCCUCUGUAAUAAAUUACUCCUGUCCCAAAAAAGAGUGCAUGCUUUAUUUUUUUAGAUGCUCGUGCCAAUUUGUUGUGCCUGUUUCGUCUUAUAAAAGCACUAACCCUCUAUACAUAAUGAUUAAAUCUAUUUGUAUUCCAAAGAUUGUAUGACAAAAUUCACCACAAAAGUUUACAUUUUGCGUCAAUACCUUGCCCCUACUCGAAAGUAGAGAGGCUGUUUCCAAAGAGACCCCCGGCUCAACGUCGAAAGUUGCAUUGCUUGACUAACUGCUACUUCAUUAAUUAAAGAAGCGCAGACAGUUUAGAAAUCCAUUUUGAUUUAUUCCAUCACACCCCAAAGCCAAAAAAUGGUGAAAUUUUGG
Cuscuta campestris is the source of this 1351-nucleotide messenger RNA. The record is from the annotation of a GenBank genome assembly. Lineage: Eukaryota; Viridiplantae; Streptophyta; Magnoliopsida; Solanales; Convolvulaceae.